Molecule: messenger RNA, 2129 nt
Organism: Planococcus citri (citrus mealybug)
Lineage: Eukaryota; Metazoa; Arthropoda; Insecta; Hemiptera; Pseudococcidae
Product: maltase A2-like
Exons: 9
Coding region: 46-1083 (345 amino acids)
Biological process (GO): carbohydrate metabolic process
Source: RefSeq, a predicted model, not a curated record
GAUGGUAGGUAAUUAAGUAUAGCCUACGCCUGCAAAGUAAACAAAAUGAAAAUAUUGGUGUUUUAUGUUUGGUUUCACUUUUGUUGGAGCUGUUUUGCAAAAUUAGAUACAGAAUGGUGGACACAUACGAUAAUUUACGAAAUGAUUCCGCAUACUUUCAAAGACAGCGAUGGGGAUGGAAUUGGUGACUUUAAAGGAAUCACAUCAAAACUUGAUCACUUCGUUGACUUGGACAUAGAAACGAUCCAUCUGACACCGAUGUUUGAAACGACAGCGAGGGACAUGGGCUAUGACAUCACAAAUUACUAUGAAGUUGAUCAUAGGCUUGGCACAAUGAGUGAUUUGGAAGAACUCAUCACCGAAAUGAAUAAAAGAAAUAUGAAGUUGCUGCUAGAUUUGGUAAUCAAUCAUAGCAGCCAUAAACACGACUGGUUCCAAAAAUCCAUCGAUCGGAUCGAUCCAUACACUGAUUUUUACGUGUGGAAAGAUUCCAAAGGCUUUGAUAACGAAACUAACAAAGAAAUACCACCAAAUAAGUGGGUUGGUCUCUUUUUAGGUUUGCCGGGUUCUGGUUGGGAAUGGAAUGAAAAAAGAAAACAAUUUUAUUUUCAUCAGUUCCUAGCAGAACAACCUGAUUUUGACCUGAGGAAUGAAAUUUUGAAGAAAGAAUUAUGGAAAAUAAUUGAGUUUUGGCUCAACAAAGGCGUAGCUGGAUUCAGACUUGAUGCUACUCCAUUUUUCUUUGAAGAUAAAGAAUUUAGAGAUGAUGAUUAUAUGCGCCAGUAUGACCAACCUGAAAUUUUCGAAUUUAUACAUGAAUUCCGGACGUAUUUGGACAAAUAUAAUCAGGAGCACGGUGGUUUUGAAAGGAUUUUCAUUGCCGAAGCACAUUCCGACGAUGACACUGUAAUCGAAUACUACGACAGAGAGGAUUAUCCAAUAACACAUUUCCCCUAUAUGUUUCAACUCGAAUAUUUCGAAGGGUUUCUUAGAGCAAGAACUUUGGCUUAUUACCUUUCCUCUUGGAUGAUGAUACUACCAAAAGGAAAGAUAUCAGCUUGGAUGGCAUGUAUUUGGAAUUAAUAUUGCAACUUAUUUUUUCAACUUCUGUGACGUAAAUACGUACCUUUACGUACAAUGUACGAGUAUCUAAAGUUUUAUAACACAAAGACUUAUUCUCACUUGAUUUAAAUAUGUAAGAACCAUGGGAUUGAAAAAAUGACCAUUUUGUAAAAGUUUUCCUUUAAGUAUAAGAUAAACUCACUAUAAGUAGGUACACCUUAUUCAAUUUUCAUUAGACCCAAGAUCACGAUGGUUCGAGAGUAGGAUCACGAUCUUUACCGGAAUAUGGUGAUAUUUUCACAAUGAUAUCAAUGAUGCUACCUGGAACGGUGGGAGUGUAUUAUGGACAAGAGAUUAAUAUGAUUAAUGGUUUAGUCACCAAGCAGCAAAUGAAGGAUUUCUCGGGUGAAGGUACCAGAGAUCCUUGCAGACUUUUGAUGCAGUGGGAUGAUUCCAGAAAUGCUGGAUUUUCAACCAACAUUACGACGUAUCUACCAGUAAAUUCUGAUUACUUUCAAAAUAAUGUUGAAAUGCAAAAAUUACAGCCAGUCAGUCAUUAUAACUUGUUUAAGGAUUUAUCAACGUUAAGGCGAACGAACACUUUUAGAUAUGGAAAAUUUAAAAAUGAAGGUUAUUCUAGUACAAAUAUCUAUAGUUUAACCAGAUCACAUGAAGGUCACGUGCUCACAGUAGUAGCCAAUCUCUUUCGUACCUCGUCUCGAGUAAAUUUAACUGAAAUAUUGCAGAAUCACCCCGAUAAGAUUACCAUAGCUGCAGCUUCUGUAAACUCGGGAUACAAGAAAGGAUUUAAUAUAGAACACGAUUCGCGGGAUGAAUUUUACAUGAGACCAUUAGCAAGUGUGGUUUUGGAAACCUAUCAACCUCAUACUGCAAAUGAAGAUAGCACCAGCAGCCCUGACUUUUAGAAUUGGUACUUUAUUGAAUGCAGAUAUUUGAGGCAUUUGUGUUGGAAAACGUCAAUCUUUUCAUUACUUAAACUGUACAUAUAGGCCCUACAUAUGUAUGAAAUUAAAAAUAAAAUCUGUGAUUCUUUUCAAAUUUAAUAG